This is a messenger RNA of Sesamum indicum (sesame), 1187 nucleotides long. NCBI's taxonomy places the organism in Eukaryota, Viridiplantae, Streptophyta, Magnoliopsida, Lamiales, Pedaliaceae. The record is from RefSeq and is a predicted model, not a curated record.
AUGGCGGAGAUGGCGCCGGCCCAAGUGUAUGCCCCACGGACGAUACAGGUGUGGAGGACGCUGCUGAACUGGGUGGCUUUCGUCUUCCAGAUCUUCGCUCAGAUCCUGCGCGCUCCACGACUUCCGGCCGCUGCUCCUGUUGCCUGUGGUGGAGGGAGAGUGAUUGGUGAUUCCCCACCUUUGGAGAAACUAACGGUGGUUCUUGAUUUGGAUGAAACUCUGGUAUGUGCAUACGAGACAUCGAGUUUGCCAGCUCUGCUACGUACUCAAGCCACAGAAGCUGGUUUAAAAUGGUUCGAACUUGAAUGCAUCUCUUCUGACAAGGAAUUUGAAGGAAAACCGAAGAUCAACUAUGUGACAGUGUUUGAACGUCCGGGAGUGAGGGAUUUUCUAGACCAACUUAGUAAAUUUGCCGAUCUUGUGUUGUUUACUGCUGGACUUGAAGGCUAUGCUCGACCACUUGUUGAUAGAAUAGAUGUUGAAAAUCGGUUCAGUCUUAGACUUUAUCGACCUUCGACCAUUAGCACGGAAUACCGUGAACAUGUAAAGGAUCUAUCCUGCUUGGCAAAAGACUUAAGCCGAAUUGUCAUUGUUGAUAACAACCCUUUUAGUUUCUUGUUGCAACCAUUAAAUGGAAUCCCAUGCGUUCCCUUUUCAGCCGGACAACCUCAAGACGAGCAGCUUUUGGAAGUCAUACUUCCAUUGCUCAAGCACCUUUCUCUGCAGAAAGAUGUAAGACCCAUGCUCUACGAGAAGUUCCACAUGCCCGAAUGGUUUCAGAAGCAUGGAAUUCCUGCUUUAGAGUGGACGAACAUAGGAUAAAUUCAUCAUCCCCUUUGUCUGUUUCAUAUGCCGUAAUUCCCGAGGUAAUUAUCCUUGUCGCAAGUUGUUGUCUCUAAACCUGGGGACAAAAUUUUUGUAUAGCAUCAUCCUGUGCGAGAAUGCAGGUAUUGAUGAAAUUCCAGAGAUUGCCUCCUCGGCACGUUCCAAUGUUGUACCAUUGUGAUUUGUGAAAAGCAAGAUUCUAGUAUAAUGCUAUUCAUAUAUAGUCUCCGGCCUCAUUUUCUGUAACUUCCUAGUGUUGUAUGCUCUUGGCACAAUAGAUUACUGCUGGUCCUAAUUUGUUUUCUUCCUCUGUACUAUAUUUUCAGAUUUUUGAAUGCAAUACUUCUGUACAUAUUGGAUCA